Ectocarpus siliculosus is the source of this 2676-nucleotide messenger RNA. The record is from the annotation of a GenBank genome assembly. Lineage: Eukaryota; Phaeophyceae; Ectocarpales; Ectocarpaceae.
AUGACGGAGGAAGAGGCCACAAGGUGGCUCAACAGUAGGCCAACAUCGUCAGCCUCAUGCACCUCGAUGGAAGGCGCGCGGCCCGCAGUGGCUGUGGGCGGCCUGCUGCGCAAUUGUAUUGCUCGUAGUGAUGAUGCCGAAUCGCGUCCAUCAGCAACAGCAACAACACGAGGGAGCACAGGGAGGUCGCAGCCCAAGUUCGACAGCAAAAGGAUUGAUCCCUUCAUAGGUGGGAGUUCCACACGGAGUGGUGGUGACGAUGUGAAGAGACAACUUGAAGAAUCCAAGGGGAAUACCUCAAGAGUGAACACUGUUUCUACUGCCGCUCUCGCUGCUGAUGCUGUCAAAGUAAGACGGCUGUCGUCGUCCACCGACAGUGAAGCCGGCGGCGGCCUUCCCACGGUUGCACCGGCGAAGGGAAGACCAAUCGCCGCUGCCCGCCGCAAACCACGUCGGGAUAGCUUCGGCGCCUCUCUCCAGGCUGCGAUAAACGCGUCGCCGUUGUCCAUUCCGAGACCACCGUUGCGGACGCUCCCUCGCCAUGGCGAAGAUGGAACACAUGCUGCCGCUGCUGCGACUGGUGCCGAACACGAGCCGCGGCACCAUCCACCUGCCGUACGGCAGAAGUACAACACAUACGUCGACAUGCCUGCGAUAUCGCUGACCACGCCCGGAACCUGCGAAAAAGCCGCCGGUCGACAACACGGAGGAUGCGCAACGGGGGUCGAAACGUCCCAAUGCCGGAAACGUUCGAUGCGUCAAAACAUUGGCCGAAUGUCGUCGUGCUCCGACUGGGUGCACGACGACGAGUGGCUAGAGGUUUCAGAUGACGAAAGCUGCAGCACGGGACUCGAACCAUCGACGUCCUCUCCCCGGCAUUCGAAGAGUCUCUCUUUGAACACAGCGCUGGGAACCGCGGCAAGCUAUCGUUACACCCCGAAAGGGGAGAUAUUGUUGAGCGGUUUCCAGUCUCCCAUACCACAGUCCGGUCUGAUGGCUGCGGCCUGGCAGGCAGAAGGGACCCAAGGGGAUGCAGUAGUUUCCUCCGCAGCAGCAGCAACGAUCAGUGACGGAAGAGACGCUAAUCUAUUGGCUGACGUUUUAAACGAUGCGGGUGGAAGAGCGGCAACGGUAGGAGGUAGUACAGUCGCCGCCGCCGCCGCCGAAGUUGCUAUCGGUACGAUGGUAUUAACUCCGAUGAUUGAGCGCGUGGUGCUUCUGGGACGAGUGGGCGAAGGGGAGACCGGCGUGGUCUACCGCGCGUUCGACCUGUUGGACCUGAGCCUCGUAGCUGUGAAGAUGAUCCCUGUGAACGAUCAGAAGAAGAGGCGGCAGCUCGUGCACGAGGUCUCGUCUUUGUACGACCGCCUCGGGAUGCGGGGGCAGCGACGGCGAAGGCUCAUUGACGUGUUCGCCACGACGUCGAACUCGACCGUGUCGCUCGUCGUGGAGUACAUGGACGGCGGCAGCUUGCAGGAUCUGGUCGAUGCCGGGGGUUGUCACGACGAAAGAAAGCUCGGCCAAAUCGCGCUGCAGGCGUUGAGAGGGCUCGCCUUCCUGCACUCUUCCAACCUCAUCCACCGGGACAUAAAGCCGGCGAAUGUUCUUUUGAACCGCCGAGGAGAGCUGAAGAUCGCCGAUUUCGGGCUCGCACGUACCCUGGGCCUCCUCCACAGAGCGCGUACCUUUGUGGGCACGAUAACGUAUAUGUCGCCUGAGCGAAUCAACGGCGACGAGUACUCGUAUUCUGCUGACGUAUGGAGCCUAGGUUUGAUGAUGCUCACUACGGCGCUAGGGCGACUCCCGUUCGAGACCAACAAGGGAUACUGGGGCGUGUUGCACUGCAUCAGGGACGCUGACGCCCCGACCCUUCCGGCGGACGGGCCGUGGUCGUCGGAGUUUAGAGAGUUCCUGCGCCUGUGUCUGGAGAAGAACCCGGAGCGGAGACCGACCUGCUCUGCGCUGAUGGAGACUGCGUUUAUUCGGCGGGCAUCCGCGGCUUGGGAGCCCGGUACAACAAGGAGUUGUUGGGUGAAUGAGCUUUCCGAGAGGAAAACGCAAGAAACGAGGGUGGAGGAGCUGGAGAGCACUCUUGCGACAAUCGCGGAGCACGUGUCGUCCCUCAUCAAAGACGCCGAAAGCCGUGCGAGAAACGGCGGUUCGCCAUUUUCCAGCCCGAGGGGAGGUCUCGGCAAAAUUUCGAUGACGAGGGCGAAUACGACAACAACGUCGACAACAGCAACGGGCACAGCUGCUGCUGGGAGAUCAAGCAUUUCGGCAUCAUCGGUGCCGGCUUCUUCUGCGGAGGGCGGGGCACCUUCACUACCACCACCGCCAAUCACGAUAACAACGCACAAAUAUGACCAGCACUGCUGUGACGAACAACAACCUGCGUUUGAUGACGUAGAACGCGGUAGCGGCGGUCGAGACCGAAGAGAGAUACCUGGACUGCAGACAACAUCCAACCCCACCUUUUCGGCGGGCUGUGCGGUUCCUGCUGCUGGCGAAGGGAAGGCGUCCACGGUCGAGGUCCCGGCGCGCACGAGAGUGCUGCGGCGGGUGGGCUCGGUCCGGUCGCUGCUUCUAGGGGUUAAAGAAGACGGCAAACGGCUCGCGAACUUCUCGCAGCAGAUAGGGCUGCCACACAACACUGUCGUAGAGCAGGUUCAGGUGUGA